Messenger RNA from Theobroma cacao (cacao), 1539 nucleotides. Its product is annotated as protein RGF1 INDUCIBLE TRANSCRIPTION FACTOR 1-like. Lineage: Eukaryota; Viridiplantae; Streptophyta; Magnoliopsida; Malvales; Malvaceae. The record is from RefSeq and is a predicted model, not a curated record.
GUGUGUGAAAAUGAAAGGGAAAUAAAAAGGAAAGAAGGAGGUCGGUUCCUUGCACCCAACGCAUCUCCCAUCGAGGGCUUAGCUUCGGAUUUAGGUUCGGAUGUGGACUUUGUGUAGAUAAGAACGACCCCUUCCCUUGUGUAUUUCCAUUUUAUUUACAUAAUAACUUAAGACCCAUUCUCUGUCUCUCUCUCGCCGCCUCCACUUCUCUCUUCAAAAUCUCACUCAAAAUUCCAUUUCAAACCAAGAAAAACAGAGUAUACUCUUAGAGUUUUCUCUUUUCAAUCAGUUCAAGCUGGCGAUCGAAAAUCAAGAAACCACUGUCCGUGAAAUCAAGCCCAAGAACAGGAGAAUCAUGGGAGCUGGUGGACCUGAUGAAGAAGACAACAGGUGGCCUCCAUGGCUGAAGCCUUUGUUAAGAGAGCAAUUCUUUGUUCAAUGCAAGCUUCAUGUUGAUUCUCACAAGAGUGAAUGCAAUAUGUACUGCUUAGAUUGCAUGAAUGGUGCUCUCUGCUCUUUCUGCCUAUCGUAUCACAAGGAUCAUCGUUAUAUUCAGAUUAGGAGGUCUUCAUACCAUGAUGUGAUAAGGGUGUCUGAGAUACAGAAAUACCUGGACAUAUCUGGAGUCCAAACUUAUGUUAUUAACAGUGCUAAGGUUGUUUUCCUCAAUGAGAGGCCACAGCCUAGGCCUGGAAAAGGUGUCACCAACACCUGUGAGGUCUGUGACCGUAGCCUUGUGGACUCCUUCCGCUUCUGCUCUCUUGGUUGCAAGAUUGUUGGAACAUCAAAGAAUUUCCAGAAGAAGAAGAGGCACCUGGCCAUGGCAUCAGACUCUGAGGAUUCAUACAGCAGCAGCAGCCAUGGAAAGCUGAAGAACAGCAAUAAAGAAAACAACAUUAGCAACAAAGUGCAGAGCUUUAGUCCUUCAACACCCCCUCCAACCUCGGUUAAUUACCGAACUGCCAAGCGAAGAAAGGGUAUUCCCCACAGAGCCCCAAUGGGAGGACUAAUCAUAGAAUAUUAGCCUGUGCUCUAUAACCAUAGUGCUUUUUCAAGUUCUAAAAAUAUAUUUUACCCUAUUCCCCCCCCACAUAUACAAAACUCAUCGGUCACCAUGCCUAACCUUUUUCCUUGAAAAGAGCCGGCAUUGUCACACUCCCCUAAGCUCUCUCUCUCUCUCUCGCUAGUAUUUCUGUGUAUAGAAGCAGCAAAAGAUAGAAGUGGGAAAAGGAUGGAAAAGAAGUGCAAAAAAAUAAGCCACCAAAUGUUAAGGACUUGCAUGCUGUAAGCUUUUUACAUUUUCUAUUUUUAGUUUUUAAGAUAAAAUAGGGUGCUUUUCCUUUCUAGAGUGAUUAUACAUAAAGGUUUUGGCAAAAUAGUAAUGGGGAAUGAAAGAUGUAAAUAGGGGUUUUUCUGGUUUUAGGGAAAGGUUAGUGAAGAAAAAAGAAAAAGACCAUGUACUCCUCGUUACAGGAGGCAAGUGGAUGUUUAUACUAUGGGAAAUGGAAUAAAGAGGAUUUUACCUUUGUUAUGUUUGUA